UGCACAUGCUCAAUGCAAGGGGGACACUCCUCAAGUUUCCCUCUGAAGGAUCAGAGAGAGAGAGAGAACGAGAUUGAGAGAGAAAUAAGAGAGAGAGAGAUCGACAGGACAGAGUCAAUCAAACAGUGCAGGCAUUCUGGUCUUCAAGCCAGCUCCAAGGAUUUAGAAGACACUUUGAUCUUCAACUCCAAAGAAAGCGCUUUGUCCCAUUGAUUAGCUUUUUAAAAAUAGAAAUCACAGCAAACACGUUAAUUUGGAGAGAGUUGGCGAACGUUUGAGAAGGAAGCUGAAGUGAGACAGAGGGAGAGUGAGAGAGAGAGAGAAGAUUGUGCUGCCAUGUCUCUGAAGUACAGUGAUGCCCCGGGGCCAGAAGCAACCAGCAACAGUUUCUGGAUGCCAGAUAAAUAUAAAAGCACCACCAAGCGCACGGACGAUGGCUAUAAAAUCUGCAACGACAUCAUCUUGUGUUUCCAAGAGAGAGCAAAGAUCGAGAGACAGUAUGCCCUGCAGAUUUCAGCCUGGUCACGGAAGUGGAAACCACUGGUCGAAGCAAGUCCUAUGUACGGUACUCUGUUGAAGGCGUGGCAUGCCUUCCUUACCUCUGCAGACCGCCUGAGCGAGCUCCAUGUGGAGAUCCAGAAGUCGCUGGUGACCGAGGAUACAGCCAAGAUUCGGAACUGGCAGAGGGAGAUGUACCACAAGAAAUUCUUCGGAGGCUUCAAAGAGACCCACGAGGUGAAGAGCGGAUUCCGAAAAGCGCAGAAGCCCUGGACAAAGAAACUGAAAAAAACGGAAAAGCUGAAGAAACUGUACCAUGCCAAGCGCAAAAAGGAGCGGCUGGCCAUCGCCCGGGAAAGCAAUGCCAGGGCCAAUCAGGCCACAUCCGCCUCAAAACACCGCAAGCUGCAGGGGGAGAGAGAGAAGUGCAACCAGGAAGCAGAAAAGGUUAAGCAGCGUUACACAAAGACAAUAGAAGACUUAAACAAGUACAAUCCAAAAUACAUGGAGGAGAUGGAGAUGGUCUUUGACCAGAGCCAGCAGUUGGAGCAGAAACGCAUAAUCUUUCUCAAACAGAUCUUCUUGUCCAUUCACCGGCACCUUGAUGUCACCAACAAUGAAAGCUUCCGGUCUAUAUUUAAUGACCUACACCAGAACGUGCUAUCAGUAAAUGAGCAGAAUGAUUUGAAAUGGUGGCGCAACACACAUGGUCCAGGGAUGCCCACCAGCUGGCCACAUUUUCAGGAAUGGAGCCCAGAGAGAGAAAAGAUUACAGACAAGAAGGCAAAAGGGAAGAAGGAAGGAGACAAGGUUGUUCUUCAGAGCUUAAGUUUAAGUAAAGGGUAUUCCCUUGGUGAGGAUGGCACAAACAUCCCUGGCAUCAGAAUCCGAGCCCUGUACGAUUACACCAGCCAGGAAUCAGACGAGCUCAGUUUCAAAGCGGGUCAGGAGCUGACUAAAGUGGAGGACGAGGAUGAGCAAGGAUGGUGCAAAGGUUACCUUGAUGGAGGCCGGAUUGGACUAUACCCAGCAAACUAUGUAGAAGUUAUACAGUAGAAAGCAGAUUAAACUGCUUAAUUAAAAAAGAAAGUGGAUAUUUAAGAUGAAGGCAUCACCACCAGGACCUAUAUUAAAGACCUCGUCUCUCCAUCGCCACUGCUUAAAAAAAAGUUUAAAAUUUGUUUUCCAUUACUAUGACUAACUUUUUUUUUAAAAUUCAGCCUGCAAACGUCAACAGCAUUUUUAGCUGGGAGGACAGUGUCUGCUAAAUUCAAGGGAGCUAGGUGUUCAAGUGUUGGACAGGGGAAGUUACUGAGCCCAAGACACACAGGUAGAUUGCUCACUGAGAGGCAGGGAGAGUUAACGAGUUUAAUCUUGCAAAGGAACUGGAUCAUCAGUAAAGGCACAGGCCAUUAAUACAGGUUAGUGAUUUAACCGAGUUUGAGUUUGGCAGUGCAAGGAAAUGGGACCUGUAUUAACAAUUUCAAUGGGAAUGACAAACCUGGGUUAAACAAAUGUAUCCCUGACUGAUGUCAAUUCAAUUCCAUUGACAGGAUAUCAGCAAUAACUCAUAGCCAGCUUCCCAGCAAAAUUAUCACCAGUCAUUGUUUUAACAAGAGACAAAAAUGGAUAGGAGAAUUCUUGUGACUGACUUGAUACAAAAUAUAAAAGCUCCCUGAUGUUGGAACUCCCUCAACUCUCAAAAGACCAGUUACAUUUAAGGUGAAUUUUAAGCUAUUUUGAAUACUGUAUGCAAUUUUCAAAGAAAGAGCACACUUUGUAUAUAAAUAAAUAGGUGAAAGCAGGGAAAAUUCAUGUAGUGGGAUGGGCAGAAGCACAAAUAAAUUGCUUGCAAAAAUUUGUAAACACUUGGUAUAAUAAAUAUAAUGCUGUAACACU
Molecule: messenger RNA, 2397 nt
Organism: Carcharodon carcharias (great white shark)
Lineage: Eukaryota; Metazoa; Chordata; Chondrichthyes; Lamniformes; Lamnidae
Product: protein kinase C and casein kinase substrate in neurons protein 3
Exons: 10
Coding region: 337-1554 (405 amino acids)
Biological process (GO): regulation of endocytosis; plasma membrane tubulation; cytoskeleton organization
Cellular component (GO): cytoplasm; plasma membrane; endosome
Molecular function (GO): protein binding; phospholipid binding
Source: RefSeq, a predicted model, not a curated record